Molecule: messenger RNA, 3592 nt
Organism: Chionomys nivalis (European snow vole)
Lineage: Eukaryota; Metazoa; Chordata; Mammalia; Rodentia; Cricetidae
Gene: Scnm1
Product: sodium channel modifier 1
Exons: 7
Coding region: 141-815 (224 amino acids)
Biological process (GO): RNA splicing
Cellular component (GO): nucleus
Source: RefSeq, a predicted model, not a curated record
AAAUGCAUCCUCGGCAGUACAGGCUCAACCUGAAAAAGACAGGAAGCAGAGAAAGCGAUAACCUACUCUUCCUACGGUGGCCUGAAGGAGAAGCGAAGUCGGCAUAGGAGAAUUUAUUAUUUCUGGGACUCACAGUUGCGAUGUCUUUCAAGAGGGAAGGGGACGACUGGAGUCAGCUCAAUGUGCUAAAAAAAAGACGGGUUGGAGACUUGCUGGCCAGUUACAUCCCAGAGGAUGAGGCGCUGAUGCUGCGGGAUGGACGCUUUGCGUGUGCCAUUUGCCCCCAUCGCCCAGUACUGGACACCCUGGCUAUGCUGACUGCCCACCGUGCAGGCAAGAAACAUCUGUCCAGCCUGAAGCUCUUCUAUGGCAAAAAGCAGGCAGGCAAGGAAACAGAGCAAAAUCCAAGGCAGCAGAAAGACCUGAAGACAGAAACCAAAGCUGAGGCGCCUUUGCUAACCCAGACCCGGUUGAUCACUCAGAGUGCUCUGCACAGAGCUCCCCACUAUAACAGCUGCUGCCGGAGGAAACACAGACCGGAAGCCUCUGCUCCCUCUGUCUCCAGUUCUCCUUUGCCAGCCCCAGAGGUUGGACUCCAGAGUGCAAAGAUCAGUAAGGAACCCGAGCCUAAGGCAGGAUCGCAUGCCAAAGAGUCAUCUGCUCCCAUGAGCCCCACAAAACGACGAAUCCUGAACCAUUACCUUACCCUCCGAAGCUCGGGAUGGGUCCCAGAUGGACAAGGCCGAUGGAUAAAAGAUGAGAAUGUCGAAUUUGACUCGGAUGAGGAAGAGCCCCCUGAUCUCCCCGUGGACUAACAGCCCCUCCCCCAUUUCUUCCACAGAUAAACUGUAGUUGUUCUGGGAGCCUAAUGGUCCUUGUUCGACCUUAGGAUUUCAAAUCUGUUCAUUCUUAGCCUGGCCACUCUUUCCUGCAGUGUCCAUGGCUCGCCAUACUCUGACCCCUCCCCCCUCUCUACCAAAGCCAUGCCAAGCGUCAGCUGCAUUCAGCCUGGUGCCCUAUUAAUAAGUCUGUCAGGAGGAGAUCCCUGCCCUUUGUGUAGUCUGACCCCUCCCCACCUUCACCCUCAGUCCCUUUCCUUCAGCUCACAUGUGGAUGGCCAGUGGGCACAGGGGCUCUGGCCACCUCUGUCUGCAGAGAGCACUGUGGCCAAGUGCCCUGUGAAGAGACUGAAGCCUUUGGCAGAUUUAUGGGGAACACAAGGGACAGAGCUCCCCCUCCUCCUAGUAACCUGAACCUCCCUGCCUGCUGAUCCCCAGAGUAUAAAUAAUCCCUUGAUGAACUGGCAGUAACCCUUGAGGGUUAGCGCCAAGAUUCCCACCCCAACCCAAGGAAGGAGACAGGCGGUGUGAACAAAAGGGAUUUUAUUUACAGGAAAGGGAAGAGAGAUGAGGACUUAUGUGUCCAGGGCUCUCAUCUCUUGUUAGCAAAAGGAAGGGUGACGCUAUCUCUUCUUUUGCUGGCGACCUAUAAGGGGAGAAUGGUGAACACAGCUUCAUCUCUUGUUUUGGCAAGGGUGUGUUUCUCUUUCCCUUUCCAUAGACUAUAAACUGCUGCCCCAUGCCACCUGAGGGGCCUGUCCCAUGUUAACAACAAAUCAAGAACACACACUGGAAAAUAAGAGGACGUGUUUCUGGGUGGUACUGUCAUGUCGAGCUCCCACCCACUUCUCUACAGAUGUAUGCUGGGGAAGACAGACUUUGUAUCUGUUUCCCGCUCAUUCCUCUCCGCGUGUGUGCCAGCUACCCAAGCCUCCGUCACUAAGUCUCUUUUCAGGACUGUCUAACCAUCUCGGCACUUGCCCUCGUCUCUACAUGGGCUCCACAGCUACUUACGUAGCUCGUUGUUCCGGGUCAUGGCCUGGGCCGCCCGAGCUCGUGGUCCCUGUUGUGUGAAGUGGUACCCGAAGCGCACAAUAGAGGGACACUGCUCUAACACAGUGGCCAUUUCCAUCUCCACUGCAUCACCAGGCCAUUGGCGCUGAGGAGAGAGAGGCAGAAGCUAUCAGAAACCUAUGGUUGUUGAGCCCAGCCCACGGGCCUCCGGAAAGUUAAGAGGCUUGUUUCUCUAGAGUCGGUGAAGGGAGUGCUGGUCCCCUUGCUGCCUAGGGAGGAACUCAGUGGGUGUUAGCUGGAUGAGUGACCCUGGGAAGGAAUGCUGACCUGGUUGUCUACACGGAGCUCGGUAAGAGUGGCGUUCUCCCGAACUGCCUUCAGCACAGCCAUGAGCCCUGUGCUGCUGAUGAAGUUGGAUUCAAUGUUCAGGCUCUGGAGACUACGGUUCUCACGCAGCAUGUCAGCUACCGCCUGGUGGUAGGGACUUGUGUCAGGGUUGGGGACAGGUUCCUAGGUGACUGAGGAGAGGCAGAAGGGGAGCAGGAGGGACACAGCCCUUUGCAGUUCCCUAAGGAGCCAGGGUUGGGGAGUUGGUGGAAGCGUGAAGGUUAAGAUCACUGGCGGGAUCGAGGCUACUAGAGAAGGUUGUUUUUUGGGGGAAAAUGCCUUGGAACUUCAGAGUUGUGAGCCAGAGAGGGACCUCUGAGGGCUGCCAUAUAACUCAUGAUGGGAACAGCACCCCCUAUUGUGGCCAGAAAGACAGCCCUUGCCAGGAGUACAGGGUAGGGGAAGAGGACUGGGGACAGCAGCCAGCCUUACAUUGGCGAUGGGGUCACCACUCUUUGUGGCCACCAGACUGAAGCUCCGGACAUAGGUGUUAGUCUUCAUUGCUUCACAUAACUCACUGAGCACGGGUAUCGGGAUGUCCUAAGGGACACAGGAUGGGGAAUAAAGAUCCUCAUGCCUCCACAGCUAUUCCUGCUACAAUUUGGGGAUGGGAGUCAAAUACCUGUAUGUUAUUGAGGUUCACUUCCUCCAGCUCUUUGUCAUUACUCCGAACUCUCUUUAGCAUUUCCUCAAUGUUUGUGGGAUUUGGGGGUUCAUCUGGUACUGGCUUAUACUUGUCAGGCUGUACCACACCUGGUGGGGAUAAGAGCCGAGAGGGAACCCCGACAUAUCCCUUACUCCAUCUCUCCACUGGCCCUCUAAACCUUUGUGCAGCAUGUCUCACACUGGAGCCUCCUCAGCCCCCGGAGCUCAAGGGUCGGGGUGGCAUGCUCCCCCAGCACACUCACUGCUAAUGCCUUCGGUGUUACAGAUCUCCCCACUGCAGAUGGCAUCGUAGUAUUGCUUGUUGCUCAUCAGUGUGUACAUGCCCAGGAUGGCUGGUGAGGGUAAGCAGAGGGACAUGGCAGUUAAGGUACCUGCCACAGGCCUGCCUCCUGCCUCUCUCCUGAAGCAAUUCUACAGCCUGACCGUCCACUCUUGUGGAAUUUCUCACCCUCCCUCAGCUCCAGGAGUCUCUUCCAUGCACCUACAUUGGGCUGAUUUCUAGAACCUGAGAGGGCUCAGGGAGCCCCUUGAGGAGCCGCUAGAGGGUGAGCCCCGUCUGCAGACAAGAUCCUCUGCUGCUUUCAGCCAGAGUUCCACCCUUAUCUGCCUUCACAAUCCCUGGAAAGAUGCUCUUGGGAUGUUAACUUAUUAAAUUAAAAAAAGAAAAAAAAAAGAAUGAACCAGUA